AGGCCGACUCAUAUUCCAUCUGUUAACAUGGAGGAGGCGUUAUUUUUGGUGCCAUUUGACCCCGGAAGAUGGAAAUCCUGAGAAGCCUCUUGGAGUCUACCCUGAAUGCCACCUUCCGUCUGAUUCCUGUCUGGAAACUGCGCAAUUUCAGGUAACCCAAGCACAAACUCCAAGAUGGCUGCCCCCUGUAUCACCUGUUCUUUUCACUGCAUUUAUUCCCAACUUAGACUUCUUGUACAUUACUUAAAAGUGGGGUAGGCAGGAUCUGAGGAAGUGCCAGUUUUUGGGAGAAAUCUUGAAUGUAAACUCUACCAACCGGUUUUCCCCUCAGCUCCUCCUCUCUGCUCCAGCAAGCCCCGCCCACAAACAGACACUCCUGCUCGCUCAUAUUGUUCCAAUUAAAUUCAGAUAUAAUGCAGAUAAAUAGUUCAGAUAAUUACAAAUGGGGCCCAGUCAACGUGAAAGUAAAAAGCAUUGGUGCUACUGUAGAUGCCAAACAGACAACCAGCAAACACAAAAAAAGAUGCUUCUUUAAUGGAUUCCUGCCUACCCCACCUUUAAUCAGUCACAUUAAUUGUAUUGUGCAAGUUUUAAAUAUUGACAUGUCAGGUCUAUAUCAUGUGCAAACCAUUGCUUCAUGGGUUGUAAUUGCCCGAUAUAGCUAUAUUUACUUUCGAACUUUGUUGAACACAUUCAUUCUGUCUCUUUUAAAAGCAGGCUAAAACUCUAUACAGGAGCUUUAAUGUGGCAUAUAUAUCACAUUAUCUCUAAUGGAAACAAAUGAGGGUCCAGGUCCUUCUAAAGUUACAUAUAUUGGCUUUAAGUCUCUUAUUGUGGAGGCAUAACAUUAAAAAUGACAUGUUUUUCCAGAACAUUCAAUCUGAUUGCUGUCUGGCCCAAUGAAAAAUAUUUGUAAAGGGUAUUUGGCAGGCAGGUGUGUUCAGGUGUGUGAGCCAGGCUGCAGCCAAGCAGUGCGUGGGAGUAAUAGGUGCAUUUGAUGACUGACAGGCUGCAGAGAAACUGAAAAAAGUUCAUGUUUAAGGAUCAUAUUCGCCUCUUUUUGUGAUGUGAUUUCUCGGAUCUUGUUGUGGGGAACCCGUAACACUCCUGCCCAGAAACGGAGAGCGAACAAAAGCUCUAUUGAUGGAGAGGUUUGGAGAUAGAUGAGAACACUGUGUGGUUCCUCUUAAUGAAGUUUUAAUGCUUCAAAGAAAGUGGACUACCAGAACACACAUAUACAUUACACCGAGCAGACCAGAGAGGAGGAUUUCCAGCUGUACGUCACCAUAGAAAAGGGAAAUCGAGCCACAUCUGGGACAUGAGGCUGUAAAGAAUCUAUCUUUUGUGCUGCAUUGUGGGAAAUGUAGGACAUAAAUCAAUAUUGCUAUUGUAAGAUGACGACUGGCACUGAUGGAAACGUUUACAUCGCAAAGUGAUCAAAUCUCGUCAAAAAACUGUAAAAUAACAGCAGAACCAGAUCUGAUCUGCAGCCAAGCACUAAAGACUUUCAUUAUUCGAGGUCUGUUGAGCCGAGACGAUUGCAUCAUGCUUAGAAAAACAUCCCGGCGUUCAGCAGGUCGACAUGUUUCCACUUCAUUGACACGGACGAAGCAAGAAAAGAGGUCUCACAGCACAGCGAGGAGGCGAUUCCCCCCGAAAAAAUAACCCGGCCUUCUCCGUCCCCGCAAACUUAACGACCUCAGGAAAUGUUGGUAGAGGCAGUUGGAGGCUAAUGAGCCUUUUCCUGUGAUAUCACAGGGAAAUGGCGCGCUUAAGUCUGCUCUAGUAAUUGGCCUGACUUCACCGAAGGAAAACACAAGAUGGAAAAAUGAAAAAACAGUCCUCUGUUUCCUCUCUGAGAAAACUAGCUGUCAUGACUUGUGCUAUUGUUCGCUCUUAUAAUCCUGCGCUAGCUUUUUUUUUUUUUUUUUUACAAAUGUUAGCUGUUUUGUUACUACUGUAGCUAAUUUCUUAGCUUAAUGCUGAUAUUAGCUAUUGUGAUUUAGUUUUAACCUGCUUGACGCCAACAAUAUUUGUAUUGACUGAGCUGUAUGCCUUUAUUAGCUGUUGCGACUAAGCUGCCGCUAGCUCAGUGCAAGUACUAGCGACAAUACUACCUGUCGUGGCUCAGCUUUGUGCUAAUAUUAGCUGCCCUGAUUUAGUUGCUUCUAGUGUAGUGCUAAUAGUAGCAGUCUUGACUUAGCUAUCGCUAGUUUUGUGUUAGUACUUACUGUACCGACUAAACCGCCACUAGCUUAUUGCUAAAAGUAGCUGUUGUGAUUUAGCUUUUUCUAGUUUUGUGCUAAAACUAGCCUGUUUAACAUGAACAUUAGCUGUCAUGACUUAUCUGUAGCUAAUUUUGUGCUAAUGCUUGCUGUUAUAGCCCUGCACUAGCUAGUUCUUUUACAGAUGUCAGCUGUUUUGUUACAACUUAAGCUAAUUUCCUCUGUUGAUGUUAUCAGCUUUGAAUCAGCUGCUGAUAAUCUAAGCUAUUGUGAUUUAGCUUUUGCCUGCUUGAUGCCAACAAGAUUUGUAAUGGCUAAGCUGUAUGCCAUCAUUAGCUGUUGCGCCUAAGCUGCCGCUAGCUCAGUGCUAGCAUUAGCGACAAUACUACCUGCUGUGGCUUAGUUUUGUGCUAAUAAUAACUGCCCUGACUUAGCUGCUACUAGUGUAGUGCUAAUAGUAAUAGUCUUGACUUAGCUAUCUCUAGUUUUGUGUUAGUAUUUGCUGUACAGACUGAACCGCUACUAGCUUAGUGCUAAAAUUAGCUGUUGUGACUUAGCUGUUGCUAGUUUUGCGCUAAAACUAGCUGUCUUGCCUCAGCUGUAGCCUGUUUAAUAUGAGCAUUAGCUGUUAUGAUCUACUUUGUAAUCAUGUGAUGCUAACAGUAUCUGUUUUUACUUGGCUGUGCCUGUUCCAAUGCUAAUAUUAGCAGUUUUGGCCCAAAUGUUGCUCGUUUAGUUCUAAUUUGAGCUGUUUUGUGACUCGCUUUGGGUGGUUUUGUGCUGAUUGCAUCUAUGAGCAUUUUAGCACUUAACCACUGAGCUCUGCGCAGCCUCACAGCUCCAGUGGUACAUUUUUUAGGCCAAUUAGGGGGUUUCAGGAUUUUCCUCCACAGCUAUCUGUCACCUAGCUGUGCCAGUUUCAGUACAGACACUCUCAAGAGUUUGGAGGGUAACUGAGAGCACUAAAUGAUUUUCUUGUGGAAAGUUUUGGCCAAACUUGGUGCCUCUCACACGGCUUGUUUCUCUGCCAAACUUAACCAAACAUGGAGAGAACUGUGGAGCUGGAGAGCAGGCUCAGAGACAACCGGAUUAACAGACAGACAGAAAAAUUCAAAGCCUGUCAUGAGAGAACAAACUGGUCUCUGCCCAGUAACUGUUUCCAGCAGUUUGCUUGUUGAUGAAGUCCUGCAGACGGCUUAUGUUUCUACCUUGUUCGCUGUAUGGAUGUUGGGAUUUGGAUCUUAUACCAAACACAGUUCUGCCCCAUCAAAUCCGGACCACUGGCCUCAUUUUCCCACAGCUGUACCUGAUAUUUAGCUUGCAUCCAGUCCUGUCAUGACAUCAUGUAACUACAGUCAGGACUCGCAUCUGUUGACAGAUCAAGUCCGAGUGAAGCCAGACUUCAAAAAGGACAAAAACCAGAUCCGGACUCUGUUAGCCAUUUUUAUUCAGAGCUCAGGGAAACAUACCUCACAGAUGUUACUUCCUUCUUUCUAAUGACACAGAAAAUAGACUAUUACCAAAAUAAAGGCGACUAAAAGAGACGGGAAACUCCUCCAUACAAGCUUGACGUAUGAAUCCUUCAAUUUCUUCUGAUGGUAGAAAAUCCAGUGAGAGCUCUUUAAUCUUUCCACAAUGCUGUAAAUCUGAUCGCCUGAAUGAUGGAUGAGCACUGAACAUCGUAAGGAUGUGUUUUUGUAAUUGACUCACAGAGGAUCUGACUCUGACACCUGUAGGAUUUCACCAAAUUAUUCCUUCACUAUAAAAAGUUAGGUACAUUUGUUGUAAACGAUACAGGCUGCACUGAAAAAAGUCAGCAUCAAAGUGCAAAUAACUGCAGUUCCCCAAGUGUCCACUAGAGGCUGACUCCAAGAGCUCCCCAAGGUUAAAAUGCUCAUUUUUACUGCAGAAUUUGACGUAUUUCCAGCCUGGUAUGACAAGCUUUUUUUCCACAACAUUUGGACCUUAUUUUUGUAAUUAUACGUUUUCCUAACAUAAGGACUUUAUUUCUGUAACUAUACAAGUUUAUUUCCGUCACUCUACGACAAGAUUUUCAAAAUGUCUUUCAUGACAACAUGACUAUUUUCAUAACGUUAGGACCGUACUCUCGCUACUGUGCGACCCUCCCUUUAUAACACUAGGGCUUCAUUUUUCACAACUGUAACUGUUUCCACACUCCAAGUGCGAGUAAAAUCAUUGGCGCAAAUGAAUUACAUUUUAAGUCAAUGUAAAGACGCGAUUAGAUGCUCCUACGACGGAUAUUCGCGUCGCAACAACUUUGCUUACUAGUAUCUAAAAUGGAGGACAAUCUGAUCGUGUCGCUGUGUGGUUGCCCUGAACUAUAUGACACAUUUUCUUUCAAUUACCAAAACUGGAAUAAAAAGGAGCUCGCCUGGAGGCAACUGAGUGAGGAGGUCGGAUUACCUGGUCAAUUGUAAAAACCUUUGACUAUCACUUGAUCCUGCUGGUUGAAUUGGCAGGGAUUACCGUUGAAAUUACCAUUGACGCGCGAAUGAAGCGAGUAAAUACAAUUUAUUUACGUGUCUAGAUUUGUGCGAAUUAAGCGAGUAGAUGACUUUACUCGCGCUUGGCGUGAAUGCCCCACUAGACUUUGCUUUCAUAACAUUACGACUGUAUCUUCAUAGCACUUAUUGGCGACCACCGUCGCUUAGCUCCAAAGGGCCAACUUUUUAUCUUAUUUACCGAUUUUUUUAUCUCGAUACUUGUGAAAGUGGUCUCUACUUUUGGAAUUUGUGGGUAGAUCAAACUAUCAGAUUUAGAGAAAGUUAACUCUUUAAAAGGCUUACUGAGAAAACUCAAAAGAAAAUGAGGAAGCCGAAGUCAGUGUACAAACACCUGUUAGCAUUUCUCAUGACGCUCAGCUCCAGAUGACAGAGGGUUAAUUGCAGAAGAAGGAUCCAGGAAAAGGGUCAAAUUAAGGGAAUUGUAGAUGUGAGCUGCAGAUUUAUGAAAACGUGAACUGGGAGUUUGCUGGUGGAGGGUCAGUAUUUCCAAGCAGACUGAAACAGGGAGUUAAAAGGUGAGAAUAAGACUGUUUCUGUCCGUGCUGAAGGCUUAUUUGUGAGGUAAAUCACACUCUAACAAGCACGUGUUCACACAGUUCGGUUCCCCGCAUGGAGCUGACAGUAACAUCAGUCUGGAGGGAAACUCAAAUGUUUUCUUUAAAAGCAGGUCCUGCACGGAGGAAACGUGUUAAAGGAACGAAAAUAGCAACACAAACAAAAAGUCGACCAGUAAUAUCUGAAAUGUGAACCAGCUGUGCAGAGUGUGAACGCUCCCCUCUCGACCUUGGCUUAUUACUUCCAUACAGUCGAGAAUUCGCAGAAAAGUUCAAUAUUUUCAUCGUCAAACACCCGAAGUUCAGGGAAGAAUCACAGGAGGAGGCCGGGCUGCAGAAACCUGAAUUCCCAGAUUGAGGAUUUUUUCUGCUUUUCGUCAAAUUUGGGCUUCAAAAAUGUUUUGGGUGGGUUGCAAAUAUUUCGGUUAUGCUUUCAUCAGGAAAGUUAGACAUUCGACUUUUUCCUUUUUCACUGUUUCAGAGUUUGAUUUGAGAUUAUCACUUUUAUUUCUGAUGUCUUCACUGAGGAUGAACCUUUGUACGUCUGAAAGUUUGAUUUUCAUUUCUCUGAUUGCAAUUUCCCAAAAGUUUUGCAGAUAUCGACAAAGAUAUACCUGAGGUUAAAGUUGCCCUAAAUCGUUCGUCCUUAUCUGCGUUAUCAGAUCACUCAUGGACGUCUUUCAUCACCUUGAAGCUGCUUUAUUUCGCUUCAUGGACCCUGUGGUUGGAUUGUUUUGUAGACUACUGUGUGUGUGUACUGUGGUAGUCUUCUAAAACCCCUCCUCUCAGCUAGAUCUUGACCUCAGCCAAAACCAAAAGCGGGACCCUGCCCUUAAAUCUUCCUGCAUGCGAAGAAUGCGCCGAGACGUCCAAGACAAACGAGAAUCUUCCUCCUCGUGAUCUGCGAUUGUGCAGCUGAAUGGGCUUUGUUUCUGUCUCCCCCUGACCUCUCAUGCUGCAAACGCUCGUUCCCCCCUUCUUCUCCCGUACUGAUCCACAUUUUUUUGUUUUCCUCCCUCCGUCUCUCACAUACAUGCACAAGAUCCAGGCCGGGGCUGCGGCUCCACCCACCUGCAGAUAAAAGCCAAACCCUCACCAGGGCUGCUGCUCAGCGUCUGUCCUAAACUCCUCAAAGCCGUGUGAGACUCUCAGCCUGCAGCGCACGCGUUCAAAGGUGAGUGAUGCAUCAGGGUUUGAGGAUGAUCAAGCUUUCUGGCACGCUUUUCUUUUUGCUUUUCCUCUACUUUAAUGAAACAUCCAGAACAGUGACCUUUUUUGCAUCCUUGGAACAAGUCCACUUUCGGGGUUGAAUUUGAUCUGGAAGACGAACAGAAGUCACCUUUUUGACCUUCAACCUGCUGCUGCCAGAUCUCCAAAUGCAAAGACGCUCCACCUGGGAAGAAUCACCCCGGUUUCAGCUUGUAAAAAUAAAAGCAGCAUCUUGACAGGAUUUAAGCGAAAUUUAAGAUGCGAUAGAGAGAAAGGAAACCUUUUUUCAUGCAAACUCCAGCCUCAGGUUUGUCUCCUUCAUAGAUGCAGGAAAACAGAGUCAGGGUCGAGUUAGGAAAGAAGCUCUGCGGCUGCAUAUUUGCUGAGAAAAAUGAGUCAGGGAUGGAAAGUUUUGGGGUAGGGAGAUCUUUUACAGAGCUGUUUCUUCAUAUUUUCUGCCGUAAACAUGCUGAAGUAAACGUUUUCGACUCUUAGUCAGAUUUAAUAUCCUCAACUUUAAACCAAUUCACUUCAAAAGCUGCAUUAUUCUAAAGUGCAAACUGGAGGAAUCUGAAAGUGCACCUGCUGGGAAACAUGCAUGAAUCCUGAUCAAACAUGCAUGUUGGACUUUUGCAUGCAGCUUACAUGCAAAAGCAGGAGCAUGCUUCGCUGGAAUUGUGCAAAAAACUAAUGAGAAUUCCAGUGAUAACCUUUACAGUCAAAUUUAAGAUCCCAGACAGCUCGGUUUUGUGGAUCUCACAGACUUUUUAUUGAUAGUUUGCAGCUGUUUACUUGCAGCUCUUAAAAGAGGAGGGGGAAAUGUGGUCUCUGAGGUCCAACAAGUGGCACAAUUAACUGUCUGAUGGUUUCUGAUUACCGUAAUCCUCGUAAAAACCCCGAAAACACCUUCUGCAUCAGCUAAAAGUGAAAUGCAGAGCAGUAGACACUGGUAUCAUAGCUGUGCAGAUGUGCAGAGGUUAAAAGAGUUCAGAUAUUCACAGUCGUCAUGCUGAUGUUUCAUGCAGCAGUGUGUUUUGUGUAUCCCUGAUUGCUUUAGAGGAGCUAAUCCGCAGUGGACUCGGUCCAGACCAAGCAGACUCUGCAGCAUUUUUGGGGUGUGUUUGUUUUGUUUUUCCAGGACUGCACGCUCCUUUUCCACUUUGGACGCAGACGCUGACUCCCCGCUUAAAGUCAGAGAGUCCAAGUGUGUUAUUUCCAUUCAAAACCGCCUCUUUAUCAGGCUGAAGCCCCCCUUUUGUUGUGUUUUUAGGAUCAGGGAUUGAAUAUAUUCAUCGUGAGUCCUCGCUGUGCAAUUUUUGUCAUUUUUCUGUCAUUUUUUUUCGGGUCCGGCAGCCUGAGGGGAGCUGCAGCUUCUCACGUGAACUCUCAAGUUCUUGGUCUCCGAGUUUUUGGCUGAAAGUCUUCAGAGGGAGAGGCGGUCCAGUAAGAGGAAAAUUAUUUUUCAAAACCACUCAGCACACGAGGAGUCGACUGCAUUUUCCAUCUCUUUAAUAAAAGCGUGUGUUAAUGCUGGGAAGCAGGGUGAGCAGCACAGACGGGUGGCUUGAAGAUCUGACAUGAAAAACGACUGAAUCUCUGGUUCCUCUUGUUUCCACUAUUAAUGCUGAAUUCAUCACCUUUUGGAUGCAACCGCAGAAAAUCUAAAGCAGCACCUGCAGAAUCCUGCGUAAGAAGUUUUAACUACCAGGAGUGGAUUCUCUGUCAGCAGUCUGUAACUCCUGCAGAUUUGUUGCUCUGUAAAUGUCCCCCGACAGUCUUUUCCCCCUGCAGACGCCCUCUCAGACUCCCUCACAGUUCUCACCUACUGAACAGGAAGUGUUUAUGCAGCUCAGAGGGAAUGUGGGUCUUGAUCCUGCAGCUGCAGCCGCUGUGAUUCCAGGCCAUGUGUCCCUGCGCUCGGCUGCUACUGUGCAAAUAUGAAGUUUUAACCACUUUCAGGCUGCGAUUUGGCAGAUUUCGCUGUUUUAGACUCGAGUGUGUGUGUCUGAGCUGGUAUCUGUCCUCCUAGAGUUCAAGUUUUGAUGGUAUUUGUUUGCAGCAUGGGGCAGUUUGGUCUGAAAACAUAACUCUCGAGCUGCUGCUUUAAAUUUUACAGAUUUACUGCAAAGUAUCUCUUAUCUAAACUCCCGAGUAGACAGAGUCAUACUUCUUAUUAUCCCUCGUAAAUACUGCACUGCAAAAACAUCUGGACAGCGGGGAAAGGGAGGAUCGUAUUUUUUCUCUGAGUGGCAUAUUUUACAGUGUGACUGUAUAACACAUCAAGCUCGGUGGGACCCUCGUCAUAUCUCAUUACUGUCACUGAAUACAGACACGUGUAUGCGUGAAACAGGAGGAUGAUCUCGGACGUUUUAUGAUGCCAAUAAAUCGACGUGUGUGCAGGAGUAAAUAUCAGAAAACGCUCAUUAAAGUGAAACUGCAGUAAACCCUGAAGCACCCUCCCUCAACGCUCCAACAGCCACCACAGUUAUUUUACAAUAUCAACUCGCUCAGCCGUCCAAAACGUCACCCAUCACGUCUCGUCUGGAAGGUUUCAUUCGCCCUCUCGGCUCUCUGUGUUUGAUGUUUUCUGCGUUUCAGCUUCAAAAGUUUAGUUUCAGGAAUUUUUGGGAUGUUUUCAAAGUGUUUGUGGUCCGUUUGUGCCGCUACAUAUCAGGGGAAUUUGUUCCUUUUAUAAAAGCAACUGGCAGAAAAGAGGAAGUGUUUAAAUCCUGUAGUUAAGCAACAAUGCAGAAUCGUGUAUUUUAAUCGAAUUCAGUCGGAAGUUUGAGUUUGAAACCCUGAAAAAGAGCAGGAGUUUCACCUGUAACAUCCGCUUUAGCCAGACUGCCAUUUAAGAUCACUGAGUUCUGAUCGACUGGACAAAAUUCGGUUCACAAGAAACUGACUAUGGAAAGAAGAAAAAAGUGAGGUAAAAAGUCUGAAUUUCUCAGGAAAAGGUGGGACAAAUCAAUUUAGCUGUAAAGGGGAAGAAAAAAACUGUCCAGUGUGCAGACAGAUUGAGCAAUGACUGACUAACACGCCCAAAAUUAAAGACUUGUCCACAUUUUUUCAUCCUAAUUCUAUCAUAAUUUCUUGUAUUAAGCCAAAAAGUCCAGAAAAAUGUCUGAUUUGGAGAUUUUACAUGCUAGAAACUAAACCAGAUUUGCUUCUAAUGAGUGAAAUAAUCUGAAAAUGUUGAAUAAGAGAGGUUCAAUUUCAGGGUUUCAAGUUUAAACAAAAGUUUAGUUUCUCAAAAUGAGAAAAUGUCUGAUUUUUUGUAAAAGUUUGGGCUUUUUUUUUCACCCUCCAGGAUAUUUGUCCUUUUAAAGUUCAGAGAUUGUUGCUUAGAUGGCACGGCCUGAACCUCUUUUGUAGAUGUCAUUUAAAAUUGUGGCAUUGAACGAGAGAAGUAGUUCAAUCCUGUAGUUAAGCAACAAUUCAGAGUUGUAUAUUUUCAAUCAAAUUCAGGCAGAAGUUUGAGUUUGAAACCCUGAAAAAGAGCGGGAGUUUCACCUGAAACUUUAAAUCCAAAUCAUGCAAUAACUUGAGACUGACUGCUAAUUAAGAUCACUGAGCUCUGAUAAACUGACCGUGGAGAAAAGUGAGGUAAAAAGUCUGAAUUUGUCAGGUAAAGGUGGGACAAAUCAAUUUAAAAACAGUCCAGUGUGCAGACAGAUUUGCAAUGACUGACAAACAUGCCCAAAAUUAAAGACUUGUCCAGAUUUUUUCAUCCUAAUUCUAUCAUAACUUCUUGUUUUAAGCGAAAAAGUCCAGAAAAAUGUCUAAUUUUGAGAUUUUACACACUAGAAACUAAACAGGAUUUGCUUGUAAUGAGUGAAAUAAGCUGCAAAGUUAAGUAAGAAAGGUUAAAUUUCAGAGUUUUAAGUUGAAACAAAAGUUUAGUUUGUUAAAAUGAGAAAAUGUCAGAUUUUUUGUAAAAAUUUUGGCUUUUUUUUCUUUUCCUCCAGGAUAUUUGUCCAGAGUUUAUUGCUUUGAGGUACCGCCUAAACCUCUGUUGUAGAUUUUGAACCAUGUCUACUUUAAGAGUCACAGUUGGCUGCCGUAAAGCGGUUGUUUUUGCUGCAAACUGUCUGGAAGUUGAGAUUUAGAGCAUUGGUAGUUGAGUCUGGCCCAAAUUAUCCUGCAUUUUUACAGACGCAGGAGUUCGCAUGAAUACUUUUCCUUGUUGGAUUUACAAAGUGGUCUAAAAAAAGUGCAUGACAUCCAGAAAAGGAGCUCCGUGUGUGUUUUUAACAGAGCGAGCAGCUCUUUACACAGUACACAAAACGUAUUUAUGCAGCUGCAAACGGCAGAAUUCCCCACUGGAGUCUGUGGUGGAAGCGUGGUGGAAGUGAUCAGAUCUGAUCAUUGGCCAAAGCUUGUUACUGCCUAUGAAAAUAAUCCCUCUCUGGCUGAGUGUCCCUGUGAGAGCCAGUGCAAAUAAGACAGAGAGGCAGAAGAAAUGUGGCAAAAACCACAUGAGGUCCAGGCGAAAACUGGGAGAAAGCCUCUGAAGUGUUUCCUUCCUGCUGCGCCAGAUAGUGGAGCAUGUCAUGUGAAAUAAGCUUUCACCAGAGUAAAUACGCCGCGAUCCAAAAACGCUCUCUCCUCGUCUUUUUUCGCUUCUCUGGAUGUGAAAACAACUCCUGCAAAAACCUGAAGCGCUCCUAGCUUUCGACUCCUUUUUAGUGCGAAACCAGACGGGCUGUUUUGACAGAACUCAGAGCUAAUAGGAAAAUAAUUCUCCGAUCUUCGCCCUGAAAUGAAAAUUGUGGCCAGACAUUGAGUUGUUUGUGGUCCAGGAGCUGCAGGAGAAGGAAAAUCUGUCAUUGAGGAGUGCAGGGGAGGCCUGAAAGAGAGAGAGAGAGAGAGAGAGAAAGAGAGGAGGUGUUGUAGCAAUCGUGUGGAUGUAGAAGUCAAAGGUCACACAAGCAUCGCCAGCUUGAAACACAUGUUCCCGUGUUUUUUUAGGAUCACUUUUUAAUGCUUUGCUUCCUCAAAACAAAGCUUUCCAAUCCACCUCCAGGUCGGCAGGCUGGUCUAGUUCGAGGUCUCCAGAGGCGACUCCGGCCCCGGCUCUGUAAAGAGAUCGAGUAGGUGUGAAGGAAUGUGAAGGAACCAGAGCGGGCAAAGCAAACCUGCAUUUUUCGCUUCAUUUUCCGGCUUUUUAUAAAAAAUCAGAGGUGCACCCCGACCUCUGGGAAAACGUAAAUGCUGCCUGAUGAUUGAUCUGGGAUAAAUCACCUGCUAAGAGACAGAAAAAGCAGCAAACGCAGAAAAGAAAAACAGGUUCAGGUCCAGAUUCUGUCUAGAACAUGAGCUGAGGUUAAAGCAACAAGAGCAGAAAAAAACAGUCCUGAUGCACCAAACUGAAGUCUGUUAUUAUCACACUGAAAAACAGGAUAAAUCAGACUCUAAAAACACUUGAAGAGGAGUAGGAUAUGGUUUCUGACAGGGUAAUUUUGUGUUUUCUUACCAUCCAAAGCACAUUCAUGCACUGGAAAAACACGAGUGAAACGUCCAGACAGAUUAAAGUAUCAAUGAUCUGAAAACUUGACUCAAAAAUGGAGUUUGGUGCCCUCUACUGAGCAAAAUACUUGUAUUUCAGCAUUAAUCUCUAGUCUGAAAUAAAUUUUCUGUUACAGUUAGCCUGUAAAUGAUGCAAAAAUGUAACACAACAUGUAAGUCAGACUGAAGUCAUCAGAGGCGCUCGAAAAUGUCAGAAAUUUAUCUUAAAAUAUUAAACCUCAUUUUUAUCCAGGGCCAACACUCACAUCUGCAGGUGGUUCAAUAGGCAAAUACAGUGGCCAUGAAGGUCAAUGGCACAAAUAUUUCAGGAAAGUGAUUAAAAGUAAUCAUAAAAAUACACAAAGAUAUUUCAUGAAAUAGACAAUAUAUUGAAUUAAUAUCCUAAAAAUAUUUUAUUAAAUGCACAAUGUAUUAAAUAACCCCCCAAAACUUUUACAAAUAGCAAAAAUAUAUCAUAAAAGUGUCAAAAAAUGGUAUAAAUUACCCCCCAAAAAAAAUAUUAAAACACACCAGAAACAUAAAAAAAAACAUGUCUCAUAAAACCCCCAAAACUUUUACAAAUCACAAAAAUAUAUCAUAAGAUUGUGUCAAAAAAAUGGCUUAAAUCAUUUAAAAAAAUCAUAAAACACACCAGACUUAUUAAAAAACAUCUCAUUACCCCCCAAAACUUUUACGAAUUGCAAAAAUAUAUCAUUUAAUUGUCAAAAAAAAAUGGCAUAAAUCACCAAAAAAAAUCAUAAAACACAACAGAAAUAUAAAAAAAACAGGUCUCAUAAACCCACCAAAACUUUUACAAAUCGCAAAAAUAUAUCAUUAAAUUGUCAAAAAAUGGCAUAAACCCCAAAAAAUCCUAAAACACACCAGAAUUAUUAAAAACAUGUCUCAUAAAGCUCCCAAAUUUUACAAAUCUUAAAUAAGUCAUAAAACUGAAAAAUUCCAAAAUUGUUUUAAAGAACCCACAUUUUUCUUUACAAAAUUCUUAAAAAAUUCACAACCCCCCCAAAACACUUUACACAACAUAAUUUUAUUUCAUAACCCCCUGCAAAUUUCAAGACUUUUCGCAUUUCAAAAACUUUUUCAUGUCGUUUGUUUGUGUAUUUCUAUAUAUCUUAUAUUCAUGUGAAAUAAUUUCAUGUUUUUGAAAAUGUUUUUGUGUUUAACGGUACUUUUUUGUUGCCCUCCUAAAAUAUUAGCUUCCAUUUCCCUUAAGGGCCACCGCAGACUAAACCUCUAGUAUAUCUAAUCCAUUGUUAAAAAAUGAAAGUAAGUCCAAAUGCAAACACAUCUAGAUCAUAUUUAUGCUACCAUCAGUCAAGCUCCUCCUCUCCAGGGUGGCGGCUCCUCUAAUUAACGCUGAUUGGUUCCUGUUGAAUGCUAUUCUCACUUAAAAUGCUCGUUCGCACCUUUUUUGCUUGUAUCUAUAAAUUUCAGUGUGAUUCACCACAGAGAGGAGAAGUGCUGUUCCUCCUCAUGCAGGUUAGAUGAUAACAGCUCACAUGCUCAUGCAAACAAAUGGUCGCUCACACUCAGGUGACUUCUACAGAGGUUGUCCUGGCGCUCACGCUGCCUUCUGUCAGCUGAUUGUAACAUUCCUGCGUGUGUGCAUGAAUUUUUUCACACUGCGCUGAUAGAACAGUGACAUUGAGUGAGGAGGUUUGUUUUUUCAAUUACUCAGCUUUUUUAGACGUUUAUUUCUAUUUCAGGCCCCAUUGCUGCCGCAGGUGAUGAAAAAAGACUGAAAAUGUACAGCCGGUGAAGGAGAACAACAUCUGUGCUGUUGUUGGGAUUCAGUCACAGCUUUUUGGCACAAACUGCACAAACGAAGUUUAAAUCAGUCUGAGCUGGAGCGUCAGCCAAAAUUCAUGUCCUGUAAUGUUUGCAAAUAGCCUUAUAAAAUAAAAACAUGAAAGUCUGUGAUAAUGUGGACAAAUUUAACAUGAAACAACAUAUAUACAAGGGGUAAAAACUGCAAGUGGACAUCAUUAAGGGUUAGUUAGCUGUUUGUACAUAAUAGACAUUAACUAACUGGAAUUUGGCAGGACAUUUGCCCAGAUUUUCUCCUCUGUAGCAUUGAUUUUUGACUGGUAUUUUUUUAAAUGGUAGCCGUUGAGGGAUCCAAAGAAAUCAAUACAAUUUUUGUUAUUUCCUUUGUUUAUUAAAGAGGCCUAACAGCAUGAGAGAGCAUGAGACCAUUCUUUUAAUCUGAGACAUCACUUGAGACAUCACUUUGUCCACAGGGGGCGCCAAAAUCAACAAAGGUUCCUCACACUAAAAUGGAGAUUUGUGCUGUCAUGCACAGUGAAAUACAAAGUUCUAGUUAAAGUAUCUUUGGGUCAUUUUGGGUAAAAAAAUGUGGAAGUCUUUAUCUUGUUCUAAUGUUUGUUUUUUGCCCCGUCCUGAAGCACUGUUAGCUGCCUUGUUUGGAAAGAAAGACCCUGUAGAGUCUGUUUCAAAUCCUGACCACAAGCAAUUAAGACUGGCACCCGAAUCUGUAAGCAAUGACAUGCCUCUGUUCCUCAUGGUUUGUUGAUCGAGUGGUAGAGUCCCUCCAUCUGGAACCAGUCAGGAGAGCAGCACAGAGGAGAAAUGGAAAUUUGAUUAUUUUCAUGAUGGAGGUGAUAAAGGACUCGUGGCUCCAAACCAAAGCAGGGUUGGCGAAUAGUUUCAGAGGGACCAGCGUGGUCUCAGCGGGGCUGGAGAGUCUCAGUCAUCGAGGGAGGGCUGAGGAGGUGUUCGAAGACUUUUAAGUGGACUUUUUCCAAAGUCGAGUUUAUAACGGAGUGGAAUCGUUGUUAAAAUAACCAGCGCAGAUGUUUGUGAAAAGAAUCCUGUUUGGUGUUUGUUGUUCAGACCGCAGUGAGUUUAAGGAAGAUAAGUCCGGUACAUAGUUAUUGUCUGGCAAUCAAAACCCACAUAAACAAGAGGAUUUAGUUCCUCCUGACAUCCUGUAACAAUCACACUGAGCAGGGAAACAAUGCAGCUUCACAUCAUAGGCAAAUGACACACCAAUUUAUGUACACAGAAGGUGGAACCUUGAAGGGAGCCGCAUCCAAGGCAACGGUGUGUCAUGUAGGAAUAACAGACUGUUGCUAAGGGGUUUCGACCAAUCAGAAGUGCCAUGUAAUAAGAUUAACUGAGAUGACUAUAGAAGAAUAAUGUCCAUUAAACUGAGGUUUUCUUUUAUUGCAACCAAAUAAAAAGUUAAGCUGUAGACUGAGUUCAUGUUCAGAACCUUGUUAGCUGUUUCUGUUGUCUGUAUUGUCUUUAUUAUUUUGACACCCCCGACCCCACCCUCCAUUCAGCUCCUGCAGUAUAAAAGCAUAAAUUUCACCCCUCUGAUAGCACCUCAGACUCAAACUCCGCCUCUGUCUGAAAUUUUGGCCCUACUCUCGAAGAAUCAGACAUUACAUGGAAAUCUCUCCCUGCAGGGCUUUUACUUCAAAUACCUCGAUAAAUCAAACCCUAUCAUCACAUCAUGUUUUCUGAUCAAUACGAUGUAAUGGGAAGCCGAUGUUUGACCCCGAGCAGAUUUGAGGGAAGACUCUAUUUGUUGUGUUGAAGCUUUGGCGUACAGAAUAAUCAGAGCAAAUCAAACACACAGACACCAUAAUUUAAGACUUUUCAUAAUUUCACUCUCUUGGCUGGACGUGGUUACUUCAAUUACUUUCCCAUUACUCUGUCUGGAAAGCAAAAAAUGACUGAUGAGGUGGGCUUACUCUAAUCAGAGCGUCUCUGCUUGAAGUCACUUGGAGCCACAGCCGAAUAAAGACCAACAAAAGGCACUGAGGACUCAUGCACCAGUGGAAAACCCUGCGCCUCUGGUUUCAAACCUUCGACUUUCAGCAUCCUUGAGAUAGCAACACCUUCGCGCCAAACCAUUGUAAUGUCUGAUAACGUGAAGAGAUCCAAACCUAAGGUCAAUCCCACCCUGAAAGGUCUCAAAGCUAAAGACUAGGAACUUUAACGAGUGGGGAACUACCUGUCUUAGAGAACUGGACACCUAAGUACAGGCCUAAAGGUUAAACUUGUCCCUGACCUUUCCCCUCCUGUGUCUCGGACAUGAAUCCAACUCUCUGAAUUCGCUCCGCUUGUCCUGUAAAUUAGACAGGAUGUGUUUUUGUCAAGUAGAAACCUCAAACUCUGACGUAACCUCAGAGUUUUUGAAGCAACAUGUGUUUCCGAGCUCCGUCCUGUCCUCACUUAUCGUUUUACCGAGGUCAGCUCCUCUCCUCGCCAACCAUGUGUUCCUCUUUUGUCAGCGGUAGAAAAUGUUGCAUUAUGGGAGUGUGAGCGGUGUUUUGACUGUAGCAAUGAGCGCUUUAUCGGCCCCAUGUGUGAAAUCAUGUUCAAUUUGGGAGAUCAAUACGUGAGGAUCAGUUCUUUAGCUGCUUUCAGAUUCGAAAAAGAUGCUUGACAAAUUUGCUCCAGCACUGGGCUCAGGGAAACGUACGAAGAGCGAAGAAGCUGCUUUCAAUCAGGGUUAAAAUGUGAUUUUCUCUUUUUUAACACAAAAUCAGAGCUCAGCUUCAGAUUUCCAAUAAUCGAAUUGUUGUAAAUUCACAACAAUAUGAAGUUGUUGGUGUUUGCACCUUUGGAGAAGCAUUACAAGCAAAUGUUUCAGAUCACUCAUGCUCCCUGACAUGAUGCUGAGAAACAGUUUUAUGUUUUUCUGUUCUCUUACAUUAUUUUCUAUGCUCCUGUCUGUCUCCGCAUUCCUCCAGAAACAAGGUGUGUCUCAGCAUAACUCUAUCAUUUCCAAAAUAUGUCCACCGUUUGGAUGGCAGCUCGGUGUUACAAACCCCAGGCCUCUGUGAAAGGUCGCAGCCUGACAUUCAUCCAACCUGACAUUCAUAUUUCUCACAGGAGCCCAGCAGGACUGCAGCUCACACCUGGCUGGAUCCUGUGCAUGGCCACUGUCCCACUCAUGCCCUGGAAAAGACCCAGAGGGGCAGUGUAAGGUAGAGGAGAGCCAGGGCGAAGGGAGCAGAGACCUUCAGUUUGGGAGCGGAAAAUACCUGAAAGUAAGAUCAUUUAUCAUUUCGAAUGGUGGAAAUGUCUGUGUUUUAUCCCCAUAACAGAGGACCAAAGAAAACUGUGGCUCCUUUAUACCUUUAACAUCCAUGUCCUGUCUGCAGAAAGACAGAAUAACGCUCUCAUUUGAACAUAUCAGUGCUGCUGCAGCUCCUAAAUGGUUACUAUCUUCAUUGUGGGUCAGAUACUUGAUUACAUAUGGGCAGAACUGGCAAAUGUUCCUCUAGAGGGCUCGCCAAGUUUGUUUUAGUGCUUUUCCGCCUCUACAUCCAUCUGCAGGCUCUCACCUUAGACAAUGUUUAGGAAGCCAAUCAGUGCAGUUCCUGGUAAGAAACGUUCCUGGUAACGUUUCUUACCAGGAAGUUAGAAACCCAGAGGCUCCAGAUCCUCCUCAGAUCCUGAAUCAUGUUUUAAAAUGUCCACAAUCCCCUUUUGACUCAUAAAAAGUUGAAAAAAAAACCCUGAACUUUGCAGAAAUAUGAGCACCAUGUUCUCAUUAGGGGCUAAUGCUCUGUUUAUUAUGCAGCUGGCAUUCUUUGUGCAUACUUGCACUCCCAUUUGUACCUGAAAGUUUCUGAUUGUUUCAGACUCGUGUGCUAAAAAUAUUCCACAGCCUCAAACUGCUUUGCUUGCUUUUAUAGAUAAUUGCCUUGAAAAUAUGUAAGCAUGUCUUAUUAGCAUUAAUAUAUCUCUCUGACAGCCCGGGCAAACAAAUAGCAGAGCACGGUGAAAACAUAUAUCCAACCAUCAGCGCUUAUUUUCACACUGUGUUCCUGGCAGAACUUAGCAGAUCCCUUUAGCUCAGACUUGUUUAAAGGAUUAAGGACUAUGUUUAAAUGUGACCGCGUCCCCUGAGGCGCCUCUUUAUUAUGAUAUAUAUGUUUCAGCAGCGUGAGCGCCGUGUAAUUCACUUCAAGGAUAUGAGACUCAAAGGCUUUGACACAGUAUGUUUGAAUAAACGAAGGGGAGGAAGACAAGAGGGAAACUCAAGCAGUGGAGUGUUUUUGUUUGUCUUAUGGUCUGACCACAGCGGGUUUCAGAAGACCCUGUGUGCUGGCUUUUCAGAUCCUUUCUAGACUCAGCUGAAGGGUACACUCUGCUGGUCAUAGAAUGAAAUGAAGGACCAUAUGUAAUUUAAAAAAAAUAUAUAUCAGUGGAUGAUAGGUUUACUACUUUUUAUUAUAGAUUCAUCUUUAUAGCAUCUUUAUUGCUCUAGGGGGAGCUCUAAAACAACAACCACUAGAUGCAGAGCUGUAAACAUAUGGAACUGGACGCCAACUGUCAGCAUCUACAGGUCAACCGAAGAAAAGUUAGGCUGCUAAAUCAAUAUUACUGAAAAAGUAAUGCCUGCACUUCUUUUCCUCCUCUCUGCAGAGAAUGGCGGCUCCACCACUCCGCUCUCUCUGUCUACUCAUCACAGUUAACCACCUGUGUUUAUUCCACCUGGUCCAUGGCGGGGCAUACUAUCCACACAAACAGCCGCCACCUCAGCACCAACCCCUGCCUCAGUACAAUGACGGGUACCCUCCUCAGCAACAGUUCAUGGGGAACGAGAUGCCACACUUGCCUUUUGGCAAAGAGGGGGUGCCACAGUAUGGAAAAGAGCUUCCUCAGCUGCCUCUGCACAUGGGCAAAGAGAGGCCGCUGACUGAAGGCAAAGGUGAGCUCAGCCAGUCAGCUGUUGUUUGUUGCUCUUAGAUGAAAAGACAACCAUGAUGUUUGACUGGAGGAUUUUAAUUACCAGCUAAAGUACAAAAUUCAUUUCCCAACUUUACCACAAGAAAUGAGUUUUUUUGGACGAAAUACUAACAAACUCCUCCCUCCUCAAUAUGUAGCCUUGCCUUAAAGAUUGCAUUACUAAAGAAGGUGCCAGAAACAUCUAGUUUAAAACCCACUAAGUGGGAGCUUUCAAGCACAAAUUUUGAACCUGAAUUGGAAACCAAUGUCACCAUUGUAACCAGUUUUAGACAAGCACACUGUCUUGUUUAAUAUUUCCUCAAUCAUUGAGUCAAGUGUUCCCUUCAUUCACAGGACAGACAUUCCCCAGAGGAGCUAAAGGUCCACUUCCUCCUGGUCCUGGUGACAAGGGUCUCAGAGAAGGACCACAAGGAAUUCAAGGCCCCCCAGGACCAACAGGACCAACAGGGCCACAAGGCCCCACUGGGCAACCAGGUCAGGGAUUACCAGGGCUCCCAGGAAAGCCAGGGCCCCCUGGUCCUCAAGGCUACCCAGGAAUCGGGAAACCUGGCAUGCCAGGAUUGCCUGGAAAACCGGGGGCACCUGGGUUACCAGGUACCAGAGGUGAUCUUGGCCCUGCUGGAGGUGAAGGGCCAACUGGGCUUCCUGGGCCUGCUGGGCUCCCAGGUCCACCAGGACUACCUGGAAUUUCAAAACCUGGAGGUCAAGGGCUGCCUGGACAGCCAGGUCAUUUUGGGGAGCCUGGCCAAAAAGGUCUGCCUGGGCCUCCUGGUCCACCAGGACCCAAGGGAGAUAGAGGACUGGGUCUGCCUGGUUUGCCAGGUUUGAAAGGACCCAAUGGACCACCAGGACCUCCUGGAAAUGCUGGACUCCCUGGGAUGGAAAAAGCCGGCAUGAAUGGUCUUCCUGGACAGCCAGGAAUACCAGGAAAGCCUGGUCCCUCAGGAGAACCUGGAAUAGUUGGGCCACCUGGUGAAAGAGGCCCACCAGGCCCACCAGGCCUACCAGGAAUUGGGAAACCAGGAAAAGAUGGUUUGAGAGGACAACAUGGUCUGUCUGGGGGAAAGGGAGAAACAGGUCCCCCUGGUUUACCAGGAGGUCCAGGCUUGCCUGGCUAUGGUAAACCCGGAUUUCCAGGACCUAAGGGUCACAAAGGUCAUGCAGGUCUCCCUGGACCUCCAGGAUUAAAAGGUGAUAAAGGUCAUGGAGGUCUUCCAGGAGUUAUUGGCCCCUCUGGACCUAGUGGUAUGCCUGGCCCACCAGGUCCUAUAGGGCCUCCAGGUAGUAUUGGCUUUCCUGGGCAAAAAGGGGAAGAUGGUCUUGCAGGAUCAAAGGGAUAUCCAGGAAAGAAAGGGGACUUUGGUCCUCCAGGUCUUCCAGGACAACCAGGUAUGUCAGGAGAGGUUGGACAACCAGGACAAAGAGGUUUUCAAGGACCCAUUGGCCCUAAAGGAGAACCUGGCAUGAGGGGUUUGCCAGGUGCCCAUGGUGGUGCAGGAUUACCAGGGCCAAGAGGAGAGGGGGGACAACCUGGCGAGAAAGGCCACCAAGGACCACAGGGUAUUCCAGGGCUUACAGGUCCAGGGGGACCACUUGGACCUCCUGGACUACCUGGGCCAAAAGGUGAAACAGGCUUACCCGGUAAAUCCGGAUAUCCUGGUGAAGGAAAGCCAGGACCUCCUGGUCACAUUGGUCCUCAAGGUAACCCUGGUCCUACUGGCCCUGCUGGACUUCCAGGGCAACCAGGACUACCUGGACCUCCUGGUCCACCAGGACCUCCUGCUACUCCUGAUCUGGAACAGAUCCUCCCUGUGUCCGGCCCAAUCAAUGGGCAAAAACAAGGCUGGAGGAAAAAUGGAGGAGAGAUCAGUGGAAAUGCCUUGGAGAUGCCUUCUUUCACAGCCAUGCUCACAAAUCCAUUCCCUCCUGUUGGCCCGCCUGUCAUCUUUGACAAACUCCUACAUAACGGCAACCAGGACUACAAUCCCCAGACUGGUAUUUUCACUUGCAGUAUUCCAGGGGUCUACUAUUUUGCUUAUCAUGUCCACUGUAAAGGGGGCAACGUUUGGGUGGCACUGAUGAAGAACAAUGAGCCAGUGAUGUAUACAUACGAUGAGGUCAAGAAGGGCUUGCUGGAUCAGGCAUCAGGAAGUGCUGUACUUCCGCUGAGACAAGGAGACUCUGUGCAUAUACAACUGCCAUCUGACCAGGCUGCAGGACUCUAUGCCGGUCAAUAUGUUCACUCCACAUUCUCUGGAUACUUGCUGUACCCCAUGUAAGGAAUGUGUAUCAUAAAGGGUUACAGAACUGAGAACUUGAUCAUAAACUUAACAGCAUUGAGGACCGUAUCAACAUCAGCUGUUGACAAGGUACAGCGGGAGUCAGAUCUAAGGUUUUACAAUGAGCGAAGGCAGAAAAACAAGAUAGUUGCAGCAUAUUUCAUUUAAUUAUCUUUAUUACUGGCAUUACAUCUCAUAUUAACAAACAUCAGUGGAGUCUCAAUAAUGUUCAUAGGACCAGAUUAAGUACAGUGUAUAAAAUUGUGUUAAGUACUUGGUCAUCAAGCUUUUUUGCGAAGGUUUUGGCUGCCAGAAUUUGUGUAUGCUCACGUUGGACAUUUAUUCUUAUAUUCACACACCGUUGAUCAAGAUAAAAUGGCUGGAAAAUCUCUGGAAAUUAAGUUCUUUUUAAUUGAAGAACUGUAGUCACUUUUUACUAUUUCCUUACUUAACAGUUAUUUACUGUUUAUGAGGCACAUGAGAACAUAUCUAUGUCAGUUUAAAUUCACUCAAACCUUCUAGUCCAUACUUUGGGGUCCACAACUUCCAGUAAGUUAUUUUAGGUCUUUUUGUGUAUAUUUAAAGUUUAACUUUUUUAAUGAGGGUGACCCGUAAGGUAAUUUGGGUCUCUGCAGUUGUCAGUGCUUGACAGUUUACCUUCAAUUUGGCAGUCAAACUAUCAUUUUAUUCUUGUCUUUUGACCAAAUUUUUUUAAUUUUUUCAGCUUUUUUAACUUAUUUUUUUGACUACUGAUUUCUUCAGAUUGUUUUUAUUUCUGUGUUUUGAAUUCAUUCCGAAAAGCCGGAUAUCACGACCCCAGUCUGAUGCAAGACAAGAUGAUGAAAAUUCCAAGGUAUGAUCAUGCUUCUUCUCAAUAUACAACCAAAUGUCAUUUCCCCUUUUUGUUUAUUGUUUUUUAAAACUGUGGAUGUGCAAUUUUUACUCUUGUUUUCUCUUUAAGUUGGACAAAGGUG
Xyrichtys novacula (pearly razorfish) is the source of this 22024-nucleotide messenger RNA. NCBI's taxonomy places the organism in Eukaryota, Metazoa, Chordata, Actinopteri, Labriformes, Labridae. The record is from the annotation of a GenBank genome assembly.